AUGAAGUCCCUUCUCCCCUUCCCAAUGAGAGGCAUAUCCGUUGCGAUCGCGCUCUCAAGCUUCCUCGCAACAUCCACCUCGGCUCGGGAAAGCACCAGCAUAGCAUGCGACAAAGACUGCCGGGACUUUGUCGAUAUGGGCAUCGCCUUUGAGCGCGCCUCGUAUGCCCACGAGGGCCUCGACGAUUUCUACACCAUCCCCGAUGACUUUGAUCCGUCCAUGGAACCGGGGACCCUUCUCCGCGUCGAGGAACAUACAGACAUCACAAACUACACCGUCCCCGGCGGCCUGACCAUGUCGCGGAUCAUGUAUACCUCGGAGUCACUCAACGGCACGGUCGUCCCCGUCUCUGCGUUUGUGCUGUGGCCGUAUGCUCCAUUCGAAUACAGAACCCAACAUUCGAACUCGACCUGCUCCUCUUCAAAUACAAGCACCAAAUUCCCCCUCGUCGCCUGGGCCCACGGCACAUCCGGCGUGUUCCCGCCCUGCGCCCCCUCAAACUACCGCUCGCUCCAAUACAACUUCAUGACCCCGUACUCCCUAGCCCUCGACGGCUUCGCCGUCAUCGCAACCGACUACGCGGGGCUGGGCGUAACGACGCUCCCCAACGGCGCGCAGUCGCACGCCUGGCUCACCAGCCCCGCAGGCGCCAACGACGUCGCGUACGCCAUCGACGCAGUCCGCAAAGCGUUCCCCGCGAACCUCGACGCCGACGGACCUUUCGUGGCCAUGGGCCACUCGCAGGGCGGAGGCGUGGCGUGGUCGUUCGCCGAGCGACAAGCCGCCCAUCCGCAAAAGGGAUACCGGGGCACAGUCUCAAUCUCCCCGGCGACGCGGGUAAUCGAUGAGAUUGAGCGCGCGAUGCAGGUCUUGGGCGGCGCGAAGGAUCCGGCGGCCGUGCCCAUCUGGGCGCCGACGGCGCUGGGUCUCCAGGUGAAGAUCGUAGCGGCUGUGACGGCCGUGUAUCCCGAGUACAAUGACACGGGGAUGAGCGAGGCCGCGUAUGACAGGUGGCACACCGUCCUCGAGCCGGUUGGUGGCUGUCUGGCAACGGAUACGCUGGCCUUUCUUUCUGUCACCGAGCAGGUGCGCGCGAACUGGACGGCGGAUCCGCUCGUGCGCGAGUGGCAGGAGGUUGCAUCUGCCGGCCGCAAGGCGCUCCGUGGCCCGAUGUUGGUUAUCGUUGGCGAGGAGGAUGCACUUCCCGUUGAUAUGCUCGAGGACGAUAUCGAGGCUACGUGUGCGGUUGCAGGGAACGAGGCGCAGGCACUGGAGAUGGCGGUUUAUGGGGGGAUGCAGCAUUUUCCGGUUAUUCAGGCGAGUCGCGGGAAGUGGAUGCGGUGGAUCAAGGAAAGGGUUUCUACUCCUUAUACCCCUGCUGGUCAUAGGAGUCAUAGCGGCGGUGAUGGUGUUUGUGGGAAGAACAGCGUGGUGGAAGGGUUCAACACGCAGCAUACUUCACACGCAAUAACUCCAAACUGGUUAGUUAGUUGGGCGCCGCCGAUGGAGGCGUGGAAGUAUGCGCUGUAG
Aspergillus calidoustus is the source of this 1530-nucleotide messenger RNA. NCBI's taxonomy places the organism in Eukaryota, Fungi, Ascomycota, Eurotiomycetes, Eurotiales, Aspergillaceae. The record is from the annotation of a GenBank genome assembly.